This is a messenger RNA of Cadophora gregata, 1314 nucleotides long. RefSeq lists its product as uncharacterized. The coding region runs from base 1 to 1131 and encodes 376 amino acids. Lineage: Eukaryota; Fungi; Ascomycota; Leotiomycetes; Helotiales; Ploettnerulaceae. Gene Ontology annotation, molecular function: hydrolase activity. The record is from RefSeq and is a predicted model, not a curated record. The transcript is spliced from 5 exons.
AUGACGACCAAAAAAACAGUAGACCCCAAGAGCGGGACUAAAGGCUCUUCAUACCACAGCCAGAAAGCCACCGUUGCCGAUCUUUCUGUAUUGGAGAAAUUGGAUCUGUUGCCUGCUAUUGUGGGGGUUUUGGCUAGCACGGUCCUCGCCCUCUUCACGGGGGUUUGGAAAGCGAAGGAUAGGAGACCGCAGAGUUAUUACCGCUUUGUGGCGCUUACUGGGUUGAGGAAUGUUGUGGCGAGGACGUCGGCGAGACAGCAGCACCUCAUCUCACCACCAACAGACGACGCCUAUGAGCUCGUCUGUAAGCGAAGAGGCCAGACUCCCAAAAGCGAGAUCCUCUCAGAUGGAACACGAGCCCAUUGGAUCGGUGACAGCAAUGCCGAGAAAAUCGUGUUGAACUUCCACGGAGGCGGCUACGUCCUCCCCGCCUCAGAAUUCAUGAUCGAGUUCAUGUUCCAAGUAAUCACCUCCCUCACCUCAGCCGGCAAAUCUGCCUCCUGCCUCUUCCUCGCCUACGGCGACUCCGCCGGCGCCAACCUCGCCCUCUCCCUCCUCUCUCACAUCAACCACCCUCACCCCUCGCCUACCAUCCCGCGCGUUGACCUCCCUGCCCCCUUCUUAGGCCUCGUGUUGAUCUCCCCGUGGGUCAGUUUCGAUACUUCCGCGCCCUCGUUUCAGGAGAAUGAAUUCAAAGACUGUGUUUCCCAACCGGGGGGCAAGAAGUGGAGUGGUGCGUUUCUGGAGUGUCUCUGGCCGCAUGAGGGGAAGAAGGAUUUUUAUAAUGAGGCUUUGAGGGCGCCGGAGGAGUGGUGGCGGGGGUUGGGUGUGGAUGAGGUUUUUGUUGUGUGUGGGAGUGAGGAGGUACUGAGGGAUGGGAUUGUGGAGUUUGAGGGGAAGUUGAGGAGGGGGGUUGAGGGUGGGAGGGGGGAGGGGGAUGGGAAUUGGGGUGGGAAUGGGAGUGGGAAUGGGAGUGGGAAUGGGAAAGCGGGGAAGGGAAGGGUGGAGAUGAUGAUUGUGAAGGGGGAGUAUCAUGAUCAGCCGAAUAUAGAUUUGCAAUUGGGGUAUAAGGAGAAGGAUGAGGGGGAGACGGCGAAGUUGAUUAAGAGCUGGAUUGCGAGUAAACUCUGAAUUGGAGAGAAGGACGGAAGGAGUCCAUGUGGGAGCUGUAAUUAAUGCAGUAAAGCUGACAGAGAUAAAGGCCUGGACGAGGAAGAGCUGUAUAAGUUUGUAUUGACAAGCAAAGAUAUGCUUAUUCCCGAUACUUCCUCCAUUUAUUCAAGUACACUCAAUUCUUAGAACAUAGUUCCCAGC